Sporothrix brasiliensis 5110 is the source of this 4173-nucleotide messenger RNA. RefSeq names its product cation-transporting ATPase 13A3/4/5. Bases 1 to 4173 code for a protein of 1390 amino acids. The transcript is spliced from 2 exons. Gene Ontology annotation, cellular component: membrane. Gene Ontology annotation, molecular function: ATP binding; P-type ion transporter activity; ATP hydrolysis activity. The record is from RefSeq and is a predicted model, not a curated record. Gene Ontology annotation, biological process: intracellular calcium ion homeostasis. Lineage: Eukaryota; Fungi; Ascomycota; Sordariomycetes; Ophiostomatales; Ophiostomataceae.
AUGAAUGGCAGCGAUGGCGAGCCCCUCAGUCCUUCCGAGGCGGAGGCGGCCCGCCAGGACCAGGGCGCCAUGGGCCCGUCGCUUUACCGUCUAAACUCGAAUCAGAGCUCGACCAGCGUCUUUGAAGAUGUGGAAAUGGCGCAUGACGAGCUGUACUCCGGUCCCAUGGCCGAGAGCCUACCCUCGAGCAUUGCUGCCUUCUCGCAUCGCCGAUCACGAGCCGAUUCGACUGCCAGCUUCGCAUACUACACGGAUAACGAUGAAGAACAGGACCGAGCUCAGGCUCAGGCUCCGGUCCGCCACCGCCGCGGCGACGACGACUCCCAGUCUAUCAGCCUCGAGGCCGAACGGCUUCUGGUUGGGUCAUACAGCUCGCACCAUUACGAAGAAGACCUUGAGUGGAACGGCGGCGCUGGUUCCGAGUUUGCGACGGAAGAGGAGGAUGACUCGGCUGAUCUCGAAAGUGCGGCCGAUCCCGAUGACUUCGUACUUCACCGCCGCUCUUCCACGCUAUCUCGGACGUCUACCCGUGCUGGCCUGCUGCGGCGCCGAAGCAGCGGAGCCUCGGUUGCUGCUAGUGAGUAUGGUAGCGGUCGCGUGAGUCAAAAGACGUACCUUGCCAACGAGGACCUGUACAUUGUCAUUGCAGGGUUCCGCACCAGCCGUGUUGGCAAGACGAUCUAUGCACUGCUCUGCGUACUCUCGUUCGGCCUCGCCUGGCUUUUGUUCCGGUGGAUUCCACGCUGGCACGUCCGCGUUGUUGGCCGCGCGUGCCCUCUUCGCGAGUGCACCUGGGUCGUGGUUGAGAACCAGUGGAACGAGAUGGCCAUUCUAGACGUCGAUGACACAGACUACAACCGGCCGCUAUCAACCAUAUUUGGUGCUUCACGCAAGACGGCCAGCGACGUUUACGAGGACGAGGAUCCCGACCCAUUGUUGAAAGACCUGCGUGGGCUCAACUAUCGCUAUGUGCGCCUGUAUUACCACCCCCAACGGGACAAGUUUGUGCUCUCGGCCGGCUGGAAGGACCCACUAUGGCAGGACGUUCGCGAGAUCCGUGCUGGUCUCGAUAGCGAUGAAAAGGGCUUUCGGACACAGGUCUUUGGGUCAAACUUGAUCGAUAUCGAGCAGAAGUCCGUCUUCAAGCUUCUUGUCGAUGAGGUUUUCCAUCCCUUCUAUGUAUUCCAGAUUGCCAGUUUGGUCCUCUGGUCCAUGGACGAGUACUAUUACUACGCAAUCGCCAUCUUCCUCAUGUCGUUUGGCAGCAUCACCACAACUCUCAUAGAGACUCGGUCUACCAUGCGCCGACUACGGGAAAUCUCACGCUUCGAAUGUGACGUGCGUGUCUUGCGCAAUGGAUUUUGGCGGACCGUGUCUUCAGGCGACCUUGUUCCCGGCGAUGUUUAUGAAGUCAGCGACCCGAGCCUUACGCAGUUCCCUAGCGAUAGCUUGCUGCUCAGCGGCGACUGCAUCGUCAACGAGAGCAUGCUCACGGGCGAAUCUGUCCCCGUGUCCAAGACGCCGGCCACCAACACGAGCAUACGACUGCUGGAUCUUGCCGCCCCGACCAUCUUACCUGAAGUUGCAAAGCACUUUUUGUUCUGCGGCACAAAAAUUGUCCGUUCCCGGAAACCUCAGGAUGCACGCGACGAGGAGGAGGCCGUGGCCCUUGCCAUGGUUCUCCGCACCGGCUUCAAUACGACCAAGGGAUCACUGGUGCGGUCCAUGCUGUUCCCGAAACCCUCUGGCUUCAAGUUUUAUCGAGAUUCGUUCCGUUAUAUCUCAGUGAUGGCUUGUGUUGCCUUGCUCGGUUUCAUUGCGUCGUUUAUUAACUUCGUCCGUCUUGGCCUGGCCUGGCAUCUCAUUGUUGUUCGUGCAUUGGAUUUGAUCACCAUUGUCGUGCCACCUGCCCUGCCGGCUACUCUCACCAUUGGUACAAACUUUGCCAUCAGUCGGCUCCGGGCCAAGAAGAUUUUCUGUAUCAGCCCACAGCGCGUCAAUGUCGGCGGAAAGCUAGAUAUCAUGUGCUUCGACAAGACGGGGACACUAACCGAGGACGGCCUGGACGUUCUGGGUGUUCGUGUGGUCGACCAUGCCGCCAAUCGUUUCGGCGAGGUGAUUUCGAAGCCGUCUCUGCUGGUGCCUGCCCGCCCUGCGCAGCAGAGUGCGAAACGGACGGCAAUUGCCACCUACGACGAUGCUCGCCGCGCUGCUCUCUUUACCAUGGCCACGUGCCACUCCUUGCGAUCAGUGGACGAUGAACUGGUCGGUGACCCUCUAGAUCUGAAAAUGUUUGAAUUUACAAACUGGACGUUUGACGAAGGUAACCAAAACGCUUCAAGAGAUCAGGACGACGAGGAGAACCAAGGUAGCCUUGCACCGGCUGUUGCUCGUCCCCCGCCCGAUGUUGUGUACGACCUGGACACCCGUCCCUCUGCGUCCAAUGGCAGAACCUCACUGGCAGCCACAGCAGCGACUGAGAAUCCUUUUGAGCUCGGUGUCGUGCGGUCGUUUGAGUUUGUCUCCCAGCUGCGCCGGGCCAGUGUCAUUGUGCGUAUCUACGGCCAGCCCAGUGGCGAUGUCUACGUCAAGGGUGCGCCGGAGUGCAUGCGGGAAAUCUGCCGGCCAGAGAGCCUGCCGGCCGACUACGAUGACUUGUUAGCAUCAUACACGCACAAGGGCUAUCGCGUGAUCGGCUGUGCCACAAAGCACAUUCCGAAGCUCAGCUGGGUUCGCGCGCAGAAGAUGAAGCGUCACGACGCCGAGUCCGAUCUGGACUUUGUGGGCUUCAUCGUCUUUGAGAACAAGCUGAAGCCGACGACGUCGGCCGUCUUGGAGAAGCUCAUCCAGUCCAACAUUGGCGCUGUCAUGGUGACUGGAGACAACAUCUUGACGGCCAUCAGCGUUGCCCGUGAAUGCAAACUUAUCAACAAGACAGCGCAUUGCUUUGUGCCCCGGUUUGUCCGAGGCAAUGCUCAAGACCCAACGUCAAAGCUCCAGUGGGAGAGCAUCGACAACAGCAUCUACCAGCUCGACGAGAAGACGCUUUUGCCUCUCCCUGCACCACCAGAAGGCGACGCAUCCCUGCCGUACGAUAUUUCCAAUCUGCGAAACUACUCCGUAGCCGUGAGCGGCGAUGUUUUCCGCUGGAUUGUCGACUACGCGCCGCCCGAGAUCCUCCACAGAAUGCUCAUCUGCGGCAAGGUCUUUGCUCGCAUGUCGCCUGAUGAGAAGCAUGAGCUGGUUGAGAAGCUGCAGAGCAUCGACUACUGCUGCGGCUUCUGUGGUGACGGAGCGAACGACUGUGCUGCUCUCAAGGCUGCUGAUGUCGGCAUCUCGCUGUCGGAGGCCGAGGCGUCAGUUGCUGCGCCGUUUACAUCACAGAUCUUUGACAUCCGCUGCGUGCCCGAGGUGAUUCGCGAAGGCCGCGCGUCGCUGGUGACGAGCUUCAGCUGCUUCAAGUAUAUGAGCCUGUACUCAGCGAUCCAGUUCACAUCCGUCAGCUUUUUGUAUGCCUCGGCAUCGAACCUCGGCGAUUUCCAGUUCCUGUUUAUCGACCUGGCCCUCAUUCUGCCGAUUGCGGUCUUUAUGAGCUGGGCCGGACCCUUUCCCGAGCUCGGCAAGAAACGACCAAUGGCUGAUCUUGUUUCCCGCAAGGUGCUGGCGCCGCUGCUCGGCCAGAUGGCAAUCUGCAUUGCCAUCCAAACCGUUACGUUUUUGGUUGUCCGGCAUGAACCGUGGUUUAUCCCGCCAGUCAUCGACCCGGACAAGUCCAACAUCAAGAACUCGGAAAACACAGCGCUGUUCCUUGUGUCGUGCUUUGAGUACAUCCUGUCGGGUGUCGUGCUGAACGCAGGUCCGCCGUUCCGACAGGCCAUUUGGCAGAACUGGCCCUUCGUCGCCACGAUUGCAGUCACGGUGCUCGUUACCGUGCACAUGAUUCUCGGCCCUGCCCACUGGCUGAAGAACUUGAUGGAGCUGACCACCAUCUCGUGGAAUUUCAAGGUCCUCCUGCUGUUCCUGGGCAUCAUGUACUUUGCACUGGCGAUGGCGGCCGAGAAGUGGGUGUUGCCGGCGGCGGCUCGCUCCAUAGGACGGGCCAAGCUGGCAUUGGCCAAGCUGCCCAAAAAGCGCAAGGGGUACAAGCUCAUCCAAGAAAGCAUGCGUGCAUAA